AUGGCAACAAGAAGAGCACAUAAUAAGUCAAGAUUGGGGUGUCACCAGUGUAAGAAAAGAAGAAUAAAGUGCGACAUCAAACAACCAUCAUGUGCAAAUUGCGACAAGAAGGGCUUGGAUUGCAGCUUUCUUCUGCUUGCCCCUAGAUCUAGACUUUCUGUCAUACCAUCGACAUCACCAAGAUCACCCCAAUCGUUUGAUGCGGGACCCGCGCCAGUCUCCGAUCUUGAAUAUGCUAAAACACCAAAUACGCUAUCGGUUGGGAGUGGCAGUCCAGGUAGUGAAGUCGCCAGCCUUUCUUUGACACCGGCAUCACAGACGCGUCUCUUUUUCGAGGAAGACUGCUCAGAUUUCGGCUCAAGCAUUACGCCCUACUCACCAUCCAUACCACCCGCGUUGCCUGUUCUCUCAGCCUGGUCACCAAUCUUUCCCACCUUACCCGCAUCUCUCCGCUCGGUCCUCUCGCAUUACGAAUAUACCACAGCCCUGACGCUCCUGCCGACUGACCCUGCGAAAGCCGCUUGGCUCACGAAUCUACCCGGCCUUGCAUCUGAUCAUACUCACCUCUUGAACUGCGUCCUAUCAAUCGCAUCCCUACAUAUUGGACGUCUACACGAUCGGUACGCUCCAAAACGACUUGAGAUGAAUGCUUUGGCCGCUUCACACAUGAACAAAGCACUAUCGACAUACCGAACUGAGCUAUCGAAUAUUACGAGAGACAACGCGGCGGCCUUAUUCGCAAGUGCGACACUGACAGCCGUUUACCUCUUUCGGACCACCGCACUUGACAUGGAGGAUAUAAGGUCCUCAAUCCCACCAGGAACUUCUAUGCCAUCAGACGACAUCGUGGAAAAGAUGUUCGCAUGCGCCUUACGACCAAUCUGGGGUCUUCGUGGCCCUCUAACGGUACUCAUGAGUGGCUGGACAUGGGUAACUACCGGUUCGAUGCAUCCCAUCACAGCGAGAAUGUGGUGGCCCGAACAAAUCUUCCCCGCGACGCCCAGAGCCGUGGAGGAAGACGAGCGCCUAGCGAGACUGAAAGACUCAUGGCUAGGAGAGCCUUCUCAGGAUGUGGACCAAGCGCUGGAGUAUCUUCGAGAGUCUUUUGCGCUCGUGAGUCAAUUGACUCUACCAAAUGUGUAUCCGCCCAUGACAGCAAUACCGUACCUCGUCGAAGACACCAAUGUUGGCGUACUUACCGACCGCGGCGCUAUCUUCGUGUGGGUGGCGAAAAUAUCGCGCGAGUUCAUGCAACGCAUCGAGGCCAAGGAUCGAGAUGCACUUGUCCUACUGGCUUAUUAUGCCGUGCUACCGGGACGAGUGAGAAAUGUGUGGUGGCUCGAAGGUCUCGGCGCAGAUAUCGUGACUGCGAUCGCACUGGUGUUAGGGCGAGAGAACUGGAGUCUGAUAGAGUGGCCUGCCAGUGUGGUGGGCGUUUACUUGGAGAGCAUGUUCGACACUAGGUAUGAUAGGUUGGGAGGCCAACCCGAGGAAAUGAGCAUGGAUGUUAUAUAA
Parastagonospora nodorum SN15 is the source of this 1515-nucleotide messenger RNA. RefSeq lists its product as hypothetical. Gene Ontology annotation, molecular function: DNA-binding transcription factor activity, RNA polymerase II-specific; zinc ion binding. The record is from RefSeq and is a predicted model, not a curated record. The coding region runs from base 1 to 1515 and encodes 504 amino acids. NCBI's taxonomy places the organism in Eukaryota, Fungi, Ascomycota, Dothideomycetes, Pleosporales, Phaeosphaeriaceae. Gene Ontology annotation, biological process: regulation of transcription by RNA polymerase II. The transcript is spliced from 2 exons.